This is a messenger RNA of Anopheles stephensi (Asian malaria mosquito), 702 nucleotides long. RefSeq names its product 28S ribosomal protein S17, mitochondrial (gene mRpS17). The record is from RefSeq and is a predicted model, not a curated record. Lineage: Eukaryota; Metazoa; Arthropoda; Insecta; Diptera; Culicidae. Gene Ontology annotation, molecular function: structural constituent of ribosome. The transcript has 2 exons. Gene Ontology annotation, biological process: mitochondrial translation. Gene Ontology annotation, cellular component: mitochondrial small ribosomal subunit; ribosome. The coding region runs from base 109 to 576 and encodes 155 amino acids.
GCUUUGACAUUUCGCCGCAGGUCUUGUCGGCAGCAGUGACCGAAAACAAUAAAUAAACCCGGUUCCAGCGAUUAGUUCUCUACACGCGAUUCCGCUGUUUGUAAAAUCAUGGCUAGUCGUGCAGCAAUGCUUCUGGGGCAGGUUAUCCCGUGCGUUAAAGCAAACGCAUCCAAGAUACGCGUACGACGGAUGGAGCUGGACACAAAUCUCAACAUGUACUUUAAAAAGGACGAGUUUUACUUUGCCUACGAUCCGGACAAGCGGUGCAAGACUGGCGACAUUGUGCUGAUAAAGGAAUUGCCCGAAAAGCUCACACGGCUUAUUUCGCAUUCGGUGGAGGAAAUCGUAUAUCCGCUGGGCGAUAUUACCGAUCCCAUUACUGGCAAGAAGGUGGUCGUGGGCAAGUACCGCGAGGAUAUUGAGGAGGCGAACCGGCUGUUUGGCAAAUCCAAAGAUGCAUUUGACUACAAUAGCGCUCCUCCACGCGGUCGGUUGGAGGGUACGCGGGACUUCACGCACGGUGAAACCUACAUCAAGUACCACGAGGAUGGCAAGGAUCAACCGUUUGCAGUGUAAAGCGAAUGAUGUUUUGGAAGUUUGCUGCCACCGCGUGUUAAUAUAGAUGUAGUGAUAAGAUGUACAGGAGAAGCGCCAGAAUAAAUCCCCGUAAAGUGUAGCAGUGGAACAAUCGAAAAAGAAAAA